Messenger RNA from Acanthocheilonema viteae, 1224 nucleotides. Lineage: Eukaryota; Metazoa; Nematoda; Chromadorea; Rhabditida; Onchocercidae. The record is from the annotation of a GenBank genome assembly.
AUGUUCAUAGCGACAGCUAUUGGCUGGUCGAAAUCUGGGGCUACUGCUAUUACUGCUUUGAGGUGGUAUGCAGUCCGUGUUAUGACAGUGAAAGCGCAGCAUAAUUCACAGCUAAAACCUUUAUAUUUGGAUAUGCAAGCAACUACACCGAUGGACCCACGUGUGGUGGAUGCCAUGAUACCAUAUAUGGUAAAUGCCUAUGGUAAUCCUCACAGUAAAACUCAUUUUUAUGGCUGGGAAGCUGAAAAAGCAGUUGAAAAAGCUCGCUUACAGGUGGCGAAAUUGAUUGGAGCAGAUUCACGUGAAGUUAUUUUCACGUCUGGUGCUACAGAAUCGAAUAAUAUCGCCAUUAAAGGAGUAGCCAAUUUUUACAAAGAAACUGGAAAGAAUCACUUGAUCACAGUGCAGACGGAAUUAGAAAAUGCAAUUACAAAUGAAACUAUCCUUGUGUCUGUUAUGGUUCUGAAUAAUGAAAUUGGUGUCAUACAGCCUACCAAAGAAAUCGGGAAAAUAUGUCGAGAAAGGAACGUGUUUUUCCAUUGCGACGCAGCGCAAGCUGUUGGGAAAAUAUCGAUAGAUGUUAACGAUAUGAACAUUGAUCUAAUGUCUAUUAGUGGCCAUAAAAUUUAUGGACCAAAAGGUAUUGGAGCAAUUUAUGUUCGUCGGAGGCCUCGUGUUCGAUUGGAAGCACAAAUGUCAGGGGGUGGACAAGAGAGGGGCAUGCGGUCAGGAACUCUCCCAACACCUCUCGUUGUUGGCUUUGGCAAAGCUUGUGCAAUCGCAGCAGAAGAAAUGGAAAUGGAUAAAAAACAUAUCGAACGACUAUCGAAGCGAUUAUUGGAUCGUGUAAAUUCUAAGCUGAGUCAUGUUGUGCGAAAUGGUGAUCCAGAACAGACUUAUCAAGGCUGCCUGAAUCUUUCAUUUUCUUGCGUUGAAGGUGAAAGCUUGCUGAUGGCAUUGAAAAAUGUGGCAUUGUCUUCAGGUAGCGCAUGUACCAGUGAAUCGCUUGAACCUUCAUAUGUUCUUCGGGCUAUAGGAUCAGAAGAAGAUUUGGCUCAUUCCAGUAUUAGAUUCGGGAUUGGAAGGUUCUCCACGGAAGAGGAAGUUGAUUAUACGGCUGAUCUUUGUAUCAAAGAAGUGGAACGACUAAGAGAAAUGAGCCCAUUAUGGGAAAUGAUCCAGGAAGGCACUGAUCUGAAAAGUAUAGAAUGGAGCCAGCGUUAA